CCUUUGCAAGGCCCGCCACGGCGGAACUGGUAGAGGCUUUGCUGCGGAUACGGGGCCGGAACAAUGAACGAGACAUGGAUUCUUAGUGAUUGUCCGUACGCAUGACGCGCUAUAGGCCAUGCUUCCGGCAGGUCGUGUAGCUCCAUAACCUACUGAGUAAGAAGGUGUUUGAUACUGGUCUUGCAUCGCCAUCCUAGCAUUGGGCAUGUUUCAGGUUGCCGCAAACCAGACCCUUAACGCUUUUGCUCGUCGUGUUUACUUGACACACCGAGCAUUUACUCCACUUUCCUUUUACCGUUGUAACUCUAAGCUUAGCAGAGCUGAAGCAUAUUCACCCAGAGCACACAUUCGACAGCCAAAUAUCGCAAACGCGAAGGAGGAAGGGAAAGAAGCUAUGAAGCGGCGAGGGAAUGAAGAUAUGACUACACGUAUAAGCAGGGACAUGAGCCGAUUACUGCGGCACAAUCCUCCGCCAGGUGCAAUGGAUGCUGCCGGUUGGGUGAGCUUACCAGUACUCCUUCGGCACCUCCGGCAUCACCCAACCGAGGAUCAAGUGCGACAAGUAGUAGCAUCUUGUCAGAAGAAGCGCUUUGUUCUUGACGAUACGGUGUCGCCACCCCGUAUCCGAGCUGCGCAAGGGCACACUGUGGAGCUGGCUGAGGCUAUCCUAGAGCCCGUUGGGGAGGCAAGCUCGGUGCCUGUAGCCGUGCACAUCACUAGCGUCUCCAGCUGGGAAGCCAUCCAAGGCUCGGGGCAGCUGCUGCGCAUGAAGCGCACGCACAUCCACUUCGCCACACAGCCGCACCACCUUCGGAAGAACAAAUGGGCGGAGGUGCUGCUGCGGCUAGACCUGGAGGCUGCCAUGGCGCAGGGGCUCAAGUUCUUCCUUUCCAGCAACGGAGUGCUCCUGUGCGAGGGACCUGUUCCUGUGGAUGUGGUCCGGAAAGUGGAGUUGGAGGACCUCCCAGAAGACUGGCACCAAGACAAGGACACUCAGGCCAAGGCAUGAGGAAUGCAAUGUGCCAGAACACAGCAACGGCUCAGAGCUUGUACAGCUGUCGUACGCGUGUUACUCUUUACAUGGGAUUCGCCCUCUUAAGUCUGCAUGCGCACUACAGCACGAGCCGGCAUGGUCGUGAACAUGGGGUACGGAAAACCCGGCGUAAAGCCAGUUCAAU
Molecule: messenger RNA, 1178 nt
Organism: Astrephomene gubernaculifera
Lineage: Eukaryota; Viridiplantae; Chlorophyta; Chlorophyceae; Chlamydomonadales; Astrephomenaceae
Source: the annotation of a GenBank genome assembly